AUGUUGCGAUUCGUUAUCUUCUCUCUUCUUGUCUCGAGCACUUUGGCUUGUCUUGGAGGCGGUGGUGGAUGCUGUGGAGGCCCACCACCAUGUGGAGGAGGCUGUGGAGCUCCACCACCACCACCACCAGCUCCAUGCGGAGGAGGAUGUGGAGGAGGAGGUUUCCCAUCUGGUGGAGGAUAUGCCGCUCCACCAAUUGCUGGCCCAGCUCCUGGUGGAUACGCUCUUGCCGGU
Molecule: messenger RNA, 234 nt
Organism: Mesorhabditis belari
Lineage: Eukaryota; Metazoa; Nematoda; Chromadorea; Rhabditida; Rhabditidae
Source: the annotation of a GenBank genome assembly